AAUGGGAGCAUGUUUUGAUAUGAGUAAAUGGAUGUUAAUUUAUAAAGUAAAAUAUAACGUUUAUAUUUCAGCAUUUCAGGUAAACGUGUUUGGAACUUAGUUUUAUUAUAACAUACUCAUUGUAUAUAUCAUGAUACAUUAAACGAACGAAGAACAUGAACACAUAAUGUGAACGCGCAGGUAUUUGUUUAUUGUUGUCAAUGAGUCAUAUAGGUGAACCUUGAGUCUCGCUCAAUAACUUGAAAAGUACAAAAACACGCAUCGUUUAUUCUUAAUCGAUAUUGUACUAAAGUGUUGAAUUUCAUUUGAAUUAUAAAACAGACAUUCCUUGCAAUAAUAUACUUGAAUAUUUCUUCAAAUUGUAAAGAUAAAAUGUCUGAAUCCACUAAGAAACAACACGAUACGGUAGCCGAUUUUCUUCUACAACUAAGCAAAGAAAAUCCAGAUAUGAAGACGAAAGUAAACGAGGCCAUUACCUACCUAAAGUCGAUAGUGUUAGAGUUAAACAUGUAUAAGGAUAUCUGCGAGAUGGGCAACACAAAACCAGGCAACGAGAGUCUUCAGCGUGAGUUAGAACAGCUACGCGCAGACCACAGUGUAUUGGCGAAAGAGCUCGACUACCACACACAGAAAGCAAAACAAGAUGCAGUUAAAACAAAUGACGGAUACCAGGAUAACAGCAAACUAAGAGAAGAAUGUGAAAACUUCAAGCAAGAGCUGGAAUCGCUUAGGACUGUUCACAGUACAACAAAACAAGAAGUUGCGCAAUACAAGGAAACAGAGAAGUCUGAAAGACAAGCAAAAACCGACCUUGAAAAAAGUGUGUCCAAACUUAAAGAAGAUUAUGAACGUCUCCGACACGAACUGGAAAAGCAAAGGGCGAAUUACAAUACAGCAAAACAAGAACUAGAGCAGUACAAGAACAAAGAGAAACUUGAAAGGAAAGCGAACUUUGACAUGAAACAUCGAGAGAAAGAGAAAAUAGUGGGGCAAGAACAAGGACAUUCGAAAGCGAUGGAAAAAUUACGGCAACACAAUAUACAACUGAACGAAGAAAAGGAUAGGUUACUUGAUCAGAUAAACGAAUUAAGAAACAGGCUGAGUGUCAUGGCUGGUCAUAAACUUACUGAUGGAAAUCCUGGAAUUGCUGAUCUGAGUGAUCCGUAUAGACCGACAAAUUUAGCAGAGCGAUUCCGACAAUUGUAUGAUGACGAGUGGACACAUGCGUUUGAAGAACUUGAAAAGCAUUUUACAAACAGAGAGGAGGAUGUUAUUAAUAUAUUAGCAAAUAUCAUCAAGGAUGUUGAUCAUUUUUGUGAUAGGGCCGGUAGACAACAAUUUGGUAGACUGAAGCACUAUGCAAAACUUGUAAUUCUAGAACCUCAUUAUCAACACGAUGGAAAAGAGAAACAACCAUUGAAAUGUGAUAGCAGUGUUGUAAUGAGCAAGGCACAAGAAGAAUUUACAGAUAAAUUGCUCAAAGAUUUCAGAAAGUCGCUUGGUAUUCUAUCCAAGACCAGACUGGUGCAGAUCUUUAAUGACGUGUGCAUGUCCAAAUUAAUGUGGAACAAUAGAAAGAUCCCGGUUUUGAAAGGUCUAAACGACUUCCUGGACAGAACGCUUGAGCUAGUCUGGAUGAUGAAAAUACAAGAUCCGCCAAUGGAAUUUACUUGGAGCAAAGAGGGUGAUAAGUUCGACAAAAAUAUGUACACACCGUACACUAUACGUGGGAACACGGUCGCUCAAUGUGUCUGGCCAGCAGUUGUUCUUCAUCGAGAUGGACCUUUAAUGUCGAAAGGUGUUGUGCAAGGGAAAUAAGAAUCUGAAUGUACGACCUUGUGUAUAUUGUAAAUAAUGUGGCUUUUUGGAUACAGUACUCUUUACAGAUAAAGCUUUUAUAAGUUUCUAAGAGACACUUGAGAGAUAAAGAUGCGUAGAAUCGGUCAUUAUUUUUUCUAAAUCCUCAUGACAUGACUAUAUUCGUUUCGGCGGAUAUACCUUCACAGUGUUGCCGGAAACCACAUCUUCCAGAAUAUGUGUACAUCUGCACGGAUAUACCUUCACAGUGUUGCCGAAAACUACAUCUUCACGAACAUGUUGUGUACAUCUGUAGGAUAUACCUCCACAGUGUUGUUGGAGACUACAUCUUCAAGAGCAUGUGUCAUCUGGACGGAUAUUCCUUCACAGUGUUGCCGGAAACUACAUCUUCACGAACAUGUUGUGUACAUCUGUAGGAUAUACCUCCACAGUGUUGUCGGAGACUACAUCUUCAAGAGCAUGUGUCAUCUGGACGGAUAUACCUUCACAGUGUUGCCGGAAACCACAUCUUCCAGAAUAUGUGUACAUCUGCACGGAUAUACCUUCACAGUGUUGCCGGAAACUACAUCUUCACGAACAUGUUGUGUACACCUGUAGGAUAUACCUCCACAGUGUUGUCGGAGACUACAUCUUCAAGAGCAUGUGUCAUCUGGACGGAUAUUCCUUCACAGUGUUGCCGGAAACUACAUCCUCUAGAACAUGUUGUGUACAUCUGGAUGGAUAUACCUUCACAGUGUUGCCGGAAACUACAUCUUCCAGAACAUGUUGUGUACAUCUAGAUGGAUAUACCUUCACAGUGUUGCCGGAAACCACAUCUUCCAGAACAUGUUGUGUACAUCUGGAUGGAAACACCUUCACAGUGCUACCGGAAACUACAUAUUUAAGAACAUGUUGAUUAAAUCUGCAUCAUCUAAUGACAAUAAAAUGACCAUUAAACACAUUUUAGUAUUUUACUUGGAAGAGAAAUUCGAAUUUAUUCUUUUAAUUUUAUGCUCUUUAUUUUAGCUUCUCCAUAGCGAAUUCAUUCUUUUAACUUUAUUCUCUUUCUUUUAGCUUCUCCAUGUAAAAAAUGAGAUUAAUAAUAAUAGGUCUGUGCAAAUUCAUGCGUAAAUGUUUGAUCAUUGAAAGAACAUAAUUUUCUUUAAUAGCUUUCAUUAGACUUUUGUUUGUAUGAUGAUACUAUAAAAGUCCUCUAAACUUCGUGAGCAUCACUUCACUUUACAUCGGAUCCCAAACAUUUAAAGUGCUUGCUUACCUAUAUUAAGAAUGCAUAUAUAUAAUUACAAUUAUCAAAAAUUA
Molecule: messenger RNA, 3117 nt
Organism: Mercenaria mercenaria
Lineage: Eukaryota; Metazoa; Mollusca; Bivalvia; Venerida; Veneridae
Exons: 9
Coding region: 373-1818 (481 amino acids)
Biological process (GO): mitochondrial protein catabolic process; mitophagy by internal vacuole formation
Cellular component (GO): mitochondrial outer membrane
Source: RefSeq, a predicted model, not a curated record